Messenger RNA from Aspergillus wentii DTO 134E9, 1503 nucleotides. RefSeq lists its product as uncharacterized. The record is from RefSeq and is a predicted model, not a curated record. The coding region runs from base 1 to 1503 and encodes 500 amino acids. Gene Ontology annotation, molecular function: alpha-L-arabinofuranosidase activity. Gene Ontology annotation, biological process: polysaccharide catabolic process; L-arabinose metabolic process. The transcript is spliced from 6 exons. NCBI's taxonomy places the organism in Eukaryota, Fungi, Ascomycota, Eurotiomycetes, Eurotiales, Aspergillaceae.
AUGACGACCUUUACAAAGCUCAGUGAUCAGGAGACCCCUGCCAUCUCCAUUCAUCCAUCCAGGCGCAUAUCCAAAAUAAACCCCAACAUUUAUGCGGGGUUUACAGAGCACAUGGGUCGAUGUAUCUAUGGAGGUAUCUAUGAUCCCGGCAACCCAUUGUCGGAUGAGAAUGGCUUUAGGAAGGACGUCUUGGAAGCCCUGAAAGAGCUUAACAUCCCUGCUGUUCGCUAUCCUGGAGGUAAUUUCAUGGCAACAUAUCACUGGAUCGAUGGAGUUGGUCCAAGAGAUCAACGGCCAGCAAGGCCCGAGCUUGCCUGGCUGGGAACAGAAACAAAUCAUUUUGGAACCGAUGAGUUCCUAAAGUGGUGUGAAAUCCUUGGGACAGAGCCCUACUUUUGUUUGAACUUUGGAACAGCACUGGGCUGGGUCGAGUAUUGCAAUGGCAAGGGAAACACUUACUAUGCCAAUCUCCGAAGGAAGAAUGGUCGUCAAGAACCAUACAAUGUCAAGUAUUGGGCUCUUGGUAAUGAGACAUGGGGUCCAUGGCAGGUAGAACAGAUGACCAGAGAAGCAUAUGCCCACAAAGCAUAUCAGUGGGCAAAAGCUUUGAAACUUCUUGAUCCUAGUCUGGUGUUGGUUCUCUGUGGACAAGAUGGUACGGCGUCAUGGGACUACUAUACAUUGAAGCAGUGUCUACUUCCAGCGCAUUCUCCUCUUUCAACCAGCACAGUUCCCCUCAUCGAUAUGCACAGCAUUCAUCUUUAUACAUCCUCUCCAUCUCAUUUACCAAACGUCACUGCUCCUCUGGCUGCGGAGCGAGCUAUUGAGAUAACCUCCUCCCUAAUCGACCUGGCAAGAAUUGAAAACGGAGUUCCUCCAGGCCAACUCCGACCAACCAUCUGCUUUGACGAGUGGAAUGUUUGGGAUCCAAUCCGUGCGGAAGGCAGCAAGGGUGCUGAGGAGAGCUAUACUCUCUCGGAUGCAUUGGCGGUAGCUGUCUACCUAAACGUCUUUAUUCGUAAGAGCAAAGAUGUCGGAAUGGCUUGCAUUGCGCAAAGCGUUAAUGUCAUCUCUCCCCUCAUGACCAGCAAAGAUGGCAUUACCAAGCAGACCACUUGGUGGCCUCUGUAUCUGUUCUCCCGGUUCAUGCGUGGCUGGACGAUUGGCGCGCAUGUGGCAUGCGGAACCUACGAGGGUGAAACCUCUCCCAAGUGGGUUCGCAGUGUCAAGGACACUCCCUGGCUUGAUGUCAGUGCUACACUGGGUGAUGACGGGUACGUGAACGUUGCCGUCGUCAAUAUCCAUGAAGAAAAGGAUCUUGAGAGCAAGGUGGACGGUGCCACCGGAGAAAUUUCUGUAUUUACGGUCACUGCUGGUGAUGUCGCGGCGUCUAAUAUGAAAGGCAAGCAGGAGGUUGGAGUCACUGAGAGUACAUGGGAUGCUAAAGGCGCGUAUCUGUUCCCGAAACACUCUCUAACUCUUCUGAGAUGGAAGGCUGAAUGA